CAUCAAAAGACCAACACCUCUGACAUGGAGAGAGCAAGAUGAUCAUGGUACCUUAGAAUUCUGACAACGUUUAUACCCAUACAGAGUACUCAUCAAGAUGGACGGCGGUGGAGUCACAUCAAUGGAGAGAGUGCAUUCAAAUGUACCGAUCGAAUCAGUCAUCAAUCAUGACGAAUUAACAGAUAUAAGAGCAUAUCAACGUACAUUCGAUGGAGCAUAUACCAGAACAGCAUUGGGACAGUUGAGUUAUGCGAUUCUCAUUUUACGUCUAUUUGAAAGGGAUUUUUACUGGUGUGGAUUAAUUUAUACAGUUUUGGCCGUUCAAUUAAUCUUUGUGGGAAUGUAUCGGUAUAAUCUGGCAAUCAAAAAUGACGAUCGAUGGGAAAAUGUGAAUGUGAAGAUGGUGUCCGUCCCGAAUGAUACGAUUGAUGCAAGUGAACCAUCUACCCAACAACCUGCUCCCGACAAUAGUGCUGUCGUAUCAGCCUCUGUCGCCUAUAACACACAUGCAGCUCAUCGAUCUCUAUUUCGACCCACUUUUCGUACAGCCGGAAAUGCAGUCGCUCUGGCUACAGCUGGAACGCUGGUGCUAGAAUUGACAUUGAUGGUAUUGGUGAUACGAAUGUAAUUAUAUGAAAUGAUGAUGUAUUUGUACAAAUG
This is a messenger RNA of Meira miltonrushii, 660 nucleotides long. RefSeq lists its product as uncharacterized. The record is from RefSeq and is a predicted model, not a curated record. NCBI's taxonomy places the organism in Eukaryota, Fungi, Basidiomycota, Exobasidiomycetes, Exobasidiales, Brachybasidiaceae. The transcript has a single exon. Bases 98 to 628 code for a protein of 176 amino acids.